AUGUCAUUUUUUGACAAGAUCAAACAAGGCGUCUCGAACGUGGUGCCAGGGGGACGUGACAAGGUCACAGCAUCCACAACCGGAGGAAUUGGAGGCGGAGGAGGCGCGAUGGGAUUCGAGGACGAUAUGAUCAUCUCGAAACCCGUCAUCGUGUUCCAUGCGUCACAAAUAUUCUUCUCGUUCCUUGCCAUGUGCUGUUUUGCCAGCGUAGCUGCCUUCCAAGCAAAGUGGGGAGUGGGCCCUUCUGGUCUAUCUGGGUUCGCCAUCUUCGUAUCCGUGUUCACUCUCGUACUAUCUGCCGGACUUCUGGCGAUACCUGUACUAUACGAGAGAUACGACCGAUUAACACGAUUUGCACGCGUGCUCAAAGAGGCGCGCGUCGCCUUCAUCUUCGGCGGCACUGGUCUCGUCCUCAACCUCCUCAUCGCAUUCAUCGUCACCAUCUCCGCCUGGACGGAAGCGGGCUGCAAAAAUGCUGACAACGACCCAAAUGCGAAGAAGGGCGAUGCCUUCAAGAAAGGACUCGACGGUUGGUGCGCGACAAAGAAGGCCGGCGCGGUUUUCUUUUGGCUCGCCUUCGCAUCAUGGGCGGUACAUUUCGGCCUCCUUGUAUGGGACUGGCGUAAGGGUCGCCUGGGCGCACCCCGGGAUCCUCCCUUCCAACAUCCUGCUGAACAGGACGAUGCCGAUGCUGAAUCCGUCUACCAGCCCCUGCCGCCAGUUCGCCACGAUGAGGACGAGGGCCCAUUCAUGGAUACCGCACAACGCUACUCCGGAGCUCCUUCGACCGACUACGCGGGUGGCUAUGGCGGCGAUAACCGCGACACUGCCUACUCGGGUACUUCGGGCUACGGCGGCGGUGCUGCGCCAAGCGGCUACGCAGCAAGUUCACCGGCGCGCGGACGGCAAAGCAUCGACGCAUACGGCGCGUUCUCCGAUCCUGCUCCGUCGGGCUUCGAUGCACCCGCUGGCGAAGCUGGUAGCCGCGUGAGCCGCACCAUGCAGUACGCAGACCCGUACGCUGCAGUGCGCGCAUCGGUGGCGACGUCACAACCACCGAGCUACAGUCCGUACCAGGGCUACCGAUGA
Molecule: messenger RNA, 1089 nt
Organism: Peniophora sp. CBMAI 1063
Lineage: Eukaryota; Fungi; Basidiomycota; Agaricomycetes; Russulales; Peniophoraceae
Source: the annotation of a GenBank genome assembly